Priapulus caudatus is the source of this 702-nucleotide messenger RNA. Its product is annotated as cysteine-rich PDZ-binding protein-like. The record is from RefSeq and is a predicted model, not a curated record. Gene Ontology annotation, molecular function: PDZ domain binding; microtubule binding. Gene Ontology annotation, cellular component: dendrite. NCBI's taxonomy places the organism in Eukaryota, Metazoa, Priapulida, Priapulimorpha, Priapulimorphida, Priapulidae. Gene Ontology annotation, biological process: cytoplasmic microtubule organization. Bases 78 to 386 code for a protein of 102 amino acids. The transcript is spliced from 5 exons.
UCGCUGUUUUGGUUGUUCGUCGAUUUUACCAUAUUAUGAUUUUACCUAUGGAUUAACAGGUUUCAUGUGAAACUGCAAUGGUUUGCGAUAAAUGUCAAAAGAAGUUAGGGAAGGUAAUAACUCCAGAUCCUUGGAAGAGUGGAGCAAGAAAUACGACUGAAGGGGGUGGACGGUCGAUUGGCGAAAAUAAGGCGUUAACAUCUGGAAAAGCAAGGUAUAAACCAUACAAAGGUUCAGACCAAUUUGAGAAGUGCAGGAUUUGCAAGUCAAGAGUGCAUCAAGUUGGUUCUUACUACUGUCAAGGUUGCGCAUACAAGAAAGCCAUCUGCGCGAUGUGCGGCAAAAAGAUGAUGGAAACGAAAAACUACAAGCAGUCUUCUGUAUAGCAUCUCGUGAACGUGUGCACUUUACCUACAAUCACUCCAACUACAGUUUCCGGCUCCAGCUGUAGUCGUUCCAGCUCCCGAGUUAUCGGCAAAGGAAUAUCUCCAUUGCUGACAUUGUUUAUAUAAACUGGGACUGUAGUUUUGCUAUGAGGACCUUUAUGAGGAAUUUUCCUGGCGGAGAUUAUUCUGCUUUACGUUCAAUCAAUCACUCUCACUACAUACACGCAAUAUAUAUAUAUAUAAUACUUGAUAAUAUGACAAGUAAUACAUUUCCAUAAUAUACGAUUAUAUAUAUUUAAUAUAUAAUAUUUUCCGU